AAACAGCAACAGUUUACCUGGGACUGUUUACAGCAGAGCAUCAAGAGGAGAGAACCCAUUCACUGAGGGACAAAGAAAAGAAAUAGACAAACUGCUGGAGGAAAAUAAUUCAUCUGACAGCAAAGAUGCAGUGGAGUCUGAUUCUGCUCUUCCUGAUGGCUCAGUGUUGCUUCAUGGACUGUCAGCUCUAUCAGUUUCACUACAUUAAUGAGAAUAAGACCUGGACUGAAGCUCAGCAGUACUGCAGAGAGAAACACACUGACCUGGUCACAGUGACUAACAUGAAGGACAUGAAGAGACUCAUCAACAUCUCAGCUGGAGAUCAGAAGGAAGCUUGGAUUGGUCUGAAUGAUCCAAUAAAUGGUAUCAGAACAUGGCGCUGGUCUCUGCCUGGAGUGGAGUUCAAUGAAAGUGAGACAAACUGGAACCCAGGAGAACCAUGGGAUCGCUGGAUUUCCAACUGUGGAAUUUUGGGGUGGAAUGCCAGAUGGUUUAAUGCAUACUGUACAUAUCAGUCCUUUUUCCUCUGUUAUGAUGAUAAAAUGAUCCUGAUCAAAGAAAAUAAAACCUGGGAGGAAGCCUUGUACUACUGCAGAGGUCACCAUCAUGACCUGGUCACCAUCACCAACAUGGACAAAGAGAAACAGGUUCAGGAGAAAGUCAAGAACGCAUCGACUCCUUUUGUCUGGAUUGGACUGCGUUUCAACUGCAGUAGGAAUGUUUGGUUCUGGGUCUGUGAUAACUGGACCUGGAAUGAACAGAAGGAUGACUGUAACAUGUUUGGAGCCAUGGAGGCAGGAGGAGAGCAUCGGUGGUUCCAAAGAAACGGCAGUGAGAGAUUUAACUUCAUCUGUACUAAUUAAUAAUUCUUCCUCUUCCUUUUAUUAUCAGUUUUUUUCACUUUGUGCUGCUUUUCAAUUGUGGCUUUAAUUAAAUU
Molecule: messenger RNA, 937 nt
Organism: Poecilia latipinna (sailfin molly)
Lineage: Eukaryota; Metazoa; Chordata; Actinopteri; Cyprinodontiformes; Poeciliidae
Product: macrophage mannose receptor 1-like
Exons: 4
Coding region: 126-863 (245 amino acids)
Source: RefSeq, a predicted model, not a curated record